Molecule: messenger RNA, 630 nt
Organism: Trachemys scripta elegans
Lineage: Eukaryota; Metazoa; Chordata; Testudines; Emydidae
Gene: RGS4
Product: regulator of G protein signaling 4
Exons: 5
Coding region: 1-630 (209 amino acids)
Source: RefSeq, a predicted model, not a curated record
AUGUGCAAGGGACUUGCUGCAUUGCCAGCCACUUGCUUAAAAAGUGCAAAAGAUAUGAAGCAUCAUCUGGAUUUCUUACUGCAGAAGCCUGGUUCAUGUGAGCACAGCUCUUCCCACAGCAAGAAGGAGAAAAUGGCUCCACCCCAGAGGGUUAGCCACAAGGAAGUCCAGAAAUGGACUGACUGUUUGGAGAACCUGAUACAUCAUAACAGUGGGCUGGCUGCUUUCCAGGCUUUCCUCAAGUCUGAGUACAGCAAGGAGAAUAUUGAGUUCUGGGUGAGCUGCAAGGAGUACAAGAAAACCAAAUCGCCAGCCAACCUUAGCCCCAAGGCCAGGAAGAUUUACAAUGAGUUCAUCUCUGUGCAGGCUACUAGAGAAGUGAACUUGGAUUCCUGCACAUGGGAAGUGACCAGCCACAAUGUUCUCAAGCCCACCCUGUCGUGCUUCGACGAGGCUCAGAAAAAAAUCUUCAUCCUCAUGGAGAAGGAUUCUUACCGCUUCUUCCUCAAAUCUCACUUCUACCUCGAUUUGGUCAGUCCACCUGCAACUACUUGUGGGACUCAGAACCACAAAAGAGCUACGUCUCCUGCCUUAGCCUGCUUCUCCCCUCUGGUCUCUCAGUACACUUAG